CUCUCGCCGACGUUUGUUAAUACUUCUUCCUUCUAUUAGUAGAUGUUGGUAGGUCUUUUGUAGUGUUCGAAACUGCAUCUGCAAUCAUUUUAUCAACGAUUCGGUCAUUCUCGCGGAGAGAGCGGGUGGGCACGCUCACGUGUUUUCAGUUUUAACCCGUAAAUCACUGAAUUAGGACACGAUAUCAAAUGGCAAGGGAUGGUGGGCAUUUAUCGUUCCAGGUUCCUGUCCUUAGUGAUUGUGAUACUGUUCACCACUAUGGUCCAAGUGUUUGUGUGGGUGGCCUUCAGCUCACUGUACCUACCAGACCCUUCCACCAGUCAUAGCCUCAACACUGACAGAAUGGACAGAGACAAAGAGUGCAAGUGUCCCACAAGAGACCCAGAAUCAGAGACCUGUGCUCCUCCGAAAACAGAAGAAGUCGGAAGAGACGAAGGUGAUAGGGAACAACGCAUGGAUAUUGAUGACGAUAGGGACUACCUUGAGGGACUGGGAGUGUUGAAAGACUCACAGCACUACCUACUGGUCGCACUGGUACUCUCAGGGCCCGACUCCAAGAGCCGAGAGAGACGGGACACGAUUCGGGAGACGUGGAAAACCUACUCCAACCCAACGGAAGAGCCGGCCAUUCUAGUCUUGUUUGUGAUGGGGACAUUUGAGCUAAGUGCUCCUCAGUUAGAGUCAGUGACACACGAGAAUCAGCAGCACCACGACUUAGUACUACUUCCAAACCUGAAGGAGUCUUACUAUAACCUCACGCUAAAGGUGCUUCAAGCUUUUGUGUGGGCGGAUCAAAACUUGAGAUUUUCUUACCUCUUGAAAUGCGACGACGAUUCGUUUGUGAUGCUGCACCAGAUUGCAGACGAGCUGUCAGAGCGAACGUCGACACAGAGUUACUAUUGGGGGUUUUUCGACGGUCGAGCCACACCUAAAAAGGGUGGGAAAUACAUCGAGAAAGAGUGGUUUUUGUGUGACCGCUACCUACCGUAUGCCCUCGGCGGUGGGUACGUAGUGUCGGCUGAUUUAGUACACAAAGUUGCCCUCAUGUCGGACGGUGUUCGCCUGUACAACAACGAGGACACCUCCUUGGGGGUGUGGCUUAGUCCAUUUAGAGCCGAACGGCGGCACGACUCGCGAUUCGACACGGAAUUCAAAUCCAGAGGAUGUCGCAAUAACUAUCUCGUCACUCACAAGCAGUCGCCUGGCGAAAUGCGAACAAAACACGAACUUCUGCAGAGUAAAGGAAUGAUAUGCGAACAAGAGACGGCUGUAAGGAAAGCAUACGAGUACAAUUGGUUGGUUGAACCAUCAAAGUGCUGUCAGCGUAAAUAGCACAAAAUUAUAAUUAUCCAGGAAUACAUGGUCUAUCUACAGAUGUCUGCAUUAAAUCAAAAGUCAGGUCUUAUAAUAAUAUUUUGCACAGCUAUAUUA
This is a messenger RNA of Geodia barretti, 1431 nucleotides long. The record is from the annotation of a GenBank genome assembly. Lineage: Eukaryota; Metazoa; Porifera; Demospongiae; Tetractinellida; Geodiidae.